Molecule: messenger RNA, 1197 nt
Organism: Symsagittifera roscoffensis
Lineage: Eukaryota; Metazoa; Xenacoelomorpha; Acoela; Convolutidae
Product: RNA-binding protein 42-like
Exons: 1
Coding region: 15-1043 (342 amino acids)
Molecular function (GO): mRNA binding
Source: RefSeq, a predicted model, not a curated record
GAUAGGUUUUUAUCAUGGCUCACAACGCUCGGAUUGGAAAUGGCAACUCUUUGGAAGACGAAAUGUCCAAGUUUGAACAAGAACUGUCUAUGGCUUCUUAUCAAUUAGGCCCACAGUUCAUGCCUAGAGCAGGAGUGGGAUCGGCGCUUGCAUUCAGACCCCAAGUUCUCAUCCGACCACAAGCAAUGCCUCUAGCGCCACCCCCGCGGCCCCCUUCUUUCUGCUUUGCCCUGACUGCUCCCGCUCAACCACAUUCACAUUCAAGCUUGGCUUCUAACUUCAUACCUCCUAAACCUAUGCAGAUGCAGUCUCAACCCGAAGUGCUUGCCACAGGUAAUGCAACAUCCAAUGCUCACAUGCAGCAGCAUGUCUUUCAUACAACGGCCGACAAGUUUGAACCUAGUAACCUUGUUAUUGAAUCUAGACCGAGCAUAUACAAAACGCCGAAGCAGCCCAACUAUAACCCUGUCACACGUCCUGGACCAGUUCCUAUUGCUCCGCAAAUCAAAAAUCCACAGCCUGUAUCGCUGCCACCAGCUCUGGCGGAGUCCCUCAACGCACCUGUGAAUAACAUGGGAUCUGCAGGUGGUUUUGCAACUUCAGCUGUCGCAAAAAACUCACAAGCCUCAAGCUCAGCUCAAAAACAGAAAAUUGGUGCUACAAAACCGAAAAAGUUUGUAAGAGCGGCAGGCGGCGAAACAUGGGAAGACAUGUCAUUACAUGACUGGGAUCCAAAUGACUUUCGUGUGUUCUGUGGUGAUCUGGGCAAUGAGGUGAGCGAUGAUCAUUUACGAAGAGCUUUUUCUCAGUACCCUUCUCUGCAGCGGGUGAAAGUGGUGAGAGAUAAGCGUACAAAUAAAACGAAAGGCUACGGCUUCCUCAGUUUCUCGGAUUCUGCCGAUUACGUGCGUGCAAUGAAGGAGAUGAAUGGAAAGUAUGUCGGCAACAGGCCCAUUAAACUGAGAAAGAGCAGUUGGCAGGAGAGAGACAUUCACCAAGUGCGCAAGAAAGAAAAACUCAAAAAGAAACUAGGACUACGCUAGAAGCAGAGCCAAUUUACUUGUUUUCAGGCACUACUAGUAUGUGCCAUCUCAUCCAAUGAACCACAUGCAGUGACUUCCCUAUUAUAUUUUGAAUGGUAUAUAAUUUUUGUUGUUGCUGAUUAAGAGUAAUAGACACAGUGAAGACUCUUAUAUA